Messenger RNA from Saccostrea echinata, 1306 nucleotides. RefSeq names its product E3 SUMO-protein ligase ZNF451-like. The record is from RefSeq and is a predicted model, not a curated record. The coding region runs from base 43 to 1230 and encodes 395 amino acids. The transcript has 7 exons. NCBI's taxonomy places the organism in Eukaryota, Metazoa, Mollusca, Bivalvia, Ostreida, Ostreidae.
UUACAGGGAGGCUGAUAUGUGGAAAGGGUGCCAAAUGUCGAGAUGUGUGAAUCAACAGAAACUCCACCAAGAACUUAUCUGAAUUCUGUCACUGCAAGAUUCGAACAGCAAUAUUUAGAGAGACAAAAAAAAAUAGAGAAAAAGAAAUGCCAAAGAGAAGUGGAGUUGGCUCACAGUCAGUAUUUGAAACAAAAUGUGGUGGACUCCCAGGAGAUGAUGCAUGCUAGUUUUGUGGUGGGAACCUGGUCUAAAAAACAUGGAGAUUUAGAAAAGAAAUGGGCAGUAAAGGACAAGAGAGAAAAACAAAGAAUUGAUGCCAGAUUUUCUCCCUAUAGAAAUUCACCUUCCAGUUCCAGAAGACAGCAGUCAAGUGCCAUACAGAAAAAAAGGACUAGUACCCCAUCAGGAAACUCAAUGCAAAAUCCCAGGCAACAAGCACGAACACCAGUAUCAACCUCCUCUCCUGCAGUUAUUUCAUUGGAUGAUAGCUUAGAGGAGAUGAAGAUGACUGGAUGUGAAGAACAUAUCAUCAUCUGUCCUGUUCUGUAUUGUGAAGUAAAGUUCACUUCCAAAAAUAAACAGGAGCAACAUAUGAGAGAUUUUGAUCAUUCUCCCAUUAAUCCUUGCUCAGAGAAUUCGAAUGGAGUAUUGGCAGGAAUAAAGCAGUACAUAUGUACUCACUGUGGUGCUAACUUUGAGAGCAGGGAGAGAUGGGAUUAUCACCAUGAUAUGGAGGGACCCUGCUCCUCCCCCAAACUCCUGGCAGUCAACGGAUAUCUUUGUCCCAGGACUCUCAGUAUCUUCUCCUCCAAAGAAAAGUGUGAAGCCAGCAUUCAAAGGGGAACUUCAGAUAUCAUCAAAUUUCCAUUUAAAGAUGAUGAUGCACUGACUUGUCGUUCUGUUAAACCGUGUCCAGUUUCUCAGACUUUUAUCGAUGACUUUACGACACGGUGUAAGUCUUGUCCAUUCAGUAUCUCCUGUAUGGAUUGCGGAGUGGAGAUUAAUGAUAAUGAAAGUUUUCAGAGCUAUUUUUCACUGACAGACCAAACCCAUAUACUCACUGCCACAACCAUUUUUUCAAAGGAGGAGGUGUUUUCAGAGUAUAUUACAGAAUACUUCUCAAAUUUUUCGGACCUUUCAAAACCUGAAAAUGCAGAAUCCAAAAUGAGAAAAGAGACUUUUUCUAACUUUGUAAAAUUUCUGUGCCAUCUUUUAGAGGAGAACUUGUAAAUCAAGUGAUUAUAUAUAAAGAUGUCUUGUUGAGCAUGACAUUCUACCUGUAUAUAAAUUGAAAAGCAUUUGAUUU